AUGGCUCCCAGCCCUGACGAAAAGUCGGUCUUACCGGCGCGCCGCCCUUCACCAGGCAGCCAGAACGCCACCCGGGCCGACGUCAACGGCAACGGCCACAGGAGCAGCGCCCGCGGUGCCGGCUGGUGGAAGGUGAAGCUGUUCCGCGGCAUGGUCAACGACAUUCGCCGCCGGGCCCCCUUUUACAUGAGCGAUUGGAUCGACGCCUGGGACUAUCGUGUGGUGCCGGCAACGGUCUACAUGUAUUUUGCAAACAUUCUACCCGCUUUAGCCUUCUCCCUCGACAUGUUCACGAGUACGGGCUCAACGUACGGCGUCAACGAGGUCCUACUGGCCUCCGUCCUCGGCGCCGUGGUCUUCUCGCUGCUGGCGUGCCAGCCCCUGGUCAUUGUCGGCGUCACCGGCCCCAUCACCGUCUUCAACUAUACCGUGUACGAUAUCAUUAAGCCAACGGGCAUCAACUACCUUGCCUUUAUGUGCUGGAUCGGGCUAUGGUCCCUGGUAUUCCACUGGAUCUUGGCCAUCACCAACUCGUGCAACUGGCUACGCUACGUGACGCGCUUCCCCUGCGACAUCUUCGGCUUCUACGUCGCCUUCAUCUACCUCCAAAAGGGCAUCCAGGUGCUCGAGAGGCUGGGCGACGCCGAACCCUUCUACCUCUCCAUCGUCGCCUCGCUGCUCGUCUUCAUGGUCGCCUACGCCUGCGCCGGUCUCGGCGGCAGCGGUCUGUUUCACCACCACGUGCGCACCUUCCUCAAAGACUAUGGUACGCCUCUCACUCUCAUCUUCUUCACCGGCUUCGUCCAUAUUGGCAGGAUGAAGCCCGUCCAUCUGGAGGUGCUCCCGACCGGCAUUGCCUUCAUGCCGACAGCCGACAGGAGCUGGCUUGUUGACUUUUGGAACAUCAAUGUCGGAGACGUCUUUCUGGCCAUUCCAUUUGCCAUUUUGUUGACCAUCCUGUUUUGGUUUGACCACAAUGUCUCUUCUCUCAUUGCACAGGGAACCGAGUUCCCCUUGAAAAAGCCAGCCGGGUUCCACUGGGACCUUUUCCUGCUCGGCCUGACGACCGGUGUUGCCGGCAUCCUGGGCCUGCCUUUCCCCAACGGCCUCAUCCCUCAGGCCCCGUUCCACACGGAAUCCCUGACGGUCAAAAAGUCUUACGCCGAAAUGGACGAGAAGGGUGAGUUCAAGGGCAGCUACGUGAUCAAGGCCUCCCACGUCGUUGAGCAACGAGUCUCGAACCUGGCCCAGGGCCUUCUCACGCUCGGCACCAUGACGGGCCCCUCCUCGUCGUCCUGCACCUGA
Messenger RNA from Colletotrichum spaethianum, 1305 nucleotides. Its product is annotated as putative transporter. NCBI's taxonomy places the organism in Eukaryota, Fungi, Ascomycota, Sordariomycetes, Glomerellales, Glomerellaceae. Gene Ontology annotation, molecular function: borate efflux transmembrane transporter activity; solute:inorganic anion antiporter activity. The record is from RefSeq and is a predicted model, not a curated record. Bases 1 to 1305 code for a protein of 434 amino acids. Gene Ontology annotation, cellular component: plasma membrane; fungal-type vacuole. Gene Ontology annotation, biological process: monoatomic ion homeostasis; borate transport; monoatomic anion transport. The transcript has 4 exons.